AUGAAGCCCAGCACGUAUGUGUAUCUGGCGGCCUACUUUGGUCUGUCCACCGCUGCUCCCUGGAACAACAAGCGUGAUACCAACACUUGCCCUUGUGCUCCCGAUGGCCAGGCUUCCACGUCUACCCAGACCAUCACUCAAUGGUCUACCCAGACUCGCACCCACACCAUCACCGAGCACGUCACUCACUACAUGACCACGACUGCUGCUGGUUCAGCAGUCCCAUCUGUACAGACUGACGCUGCUGCCUCGUCUGCUCCUGGCUACCAGGGCGGUAACUACGGUGGUGCAUCUUCGGCCUCGCCUUCGACUUCUGAUGUCGAUGCCAUCCCCGCCAAUGGCUCUCCUACCGGUGCCGCUCCCGGCAACUCUGGUGCCAUCACCACCCUGCCUACUGCCCAGACCGAUGGCAACAACUUCACCCCUAUUGCCACUGGCGGUAUCCCCGCUGUCACUGGCACCACUACCAUGGGCUCAGCCGGUCCCGAGGUCGUCUACGUGACUGACGUCGUCUCUGAGACCGUCACCACUUGCCCUGUUGGCCACACAAUCUCGGAGGGUGGUUCCACCACUGUCUUGACCGCUCCUAGCGUCAUUACUUCGACCAUCACCAACAAGGCUACAGUCACCUCGACUGCUACUGGUUCGACUCUUUCGAGCGCCGACGCUGCCAUGCCUUCGUCUCCCGCCGCCAUCCCCGCCGCCAGUGAGGGCAUUCCUGCCAACGGCAACGGUACUCCUGAGACCACACCUGCCGGAUUGGAGGGUGUCCCCGCAUCUUCUCAAGGUGUUCCUGUCAACGGUAACUCUGGUCCUUCCGCAUCCGAGGGCGUCCCAGCUGUUUCCCAGGGCUCCACUUCUGAUGUCGAUGCCGCCAUGCCUUCUUCUCCUGCUGCAACUCCCGCCGCCACCGAGGGUGUCCCUGCCAAUGGCAACGGCACCCCCGAGACCACUCCUGCCGCCUCAGAAGGUGUACAUGCCGGUUCGGAAGGCGUACCUGCCUCCUCAGAUGUGCCUGCUGCCUCGGAAGGUGUUCCCGCAUACGGCAGCACUGUCGUCGUUCCUACCACCUCCACCGUCAUGCCCGUUCCUUCUUCGCCUCCCAACACUGACGAGACCCCCAACAAUAUGCCCUCCUUCGGUCAAUACUGGGGAACCGCAUCUGGUGGUGCUUCUUCGACUAUGCCUGCCGGUGCUGCUGCUCCUUCUGGCCAGAUGCCCACCAACUGGUUCCCGAGCAACUGGGCUACCGGCGUCCCCAGUUCGUCCGAGUCUAGUCCCGACGUUCCCGCUCCUACCUCUGUUGGUCCCAUCACAAUCACUCUCUACAGCACUCAAGUCGGUACCGUUAUCUCGUGUGCUGCCGAUGUCACAAACUGCCCGGCAUCAUCAACUGUGCUUUCUACCACUCUGAUCCCAACUGGCACCUCCGUCACUGACAUCGUUUCCGGUGUUGCUCAGCCUACUGGCGCUGGCUACACCUGGUCGAGCCCUUACUCAGCUGGUGUUCCCGCUCCCUCGAGCGCUUCUCCCAGCAAGAGCGCUGUUCCUAGCGACAACGCAACCGAUGCUAUCGCUGCCCAGGGCACCCCGGCUGCAACUGACGCCUCGCCUGCUGGCACUGACGUUCCCGCCUCGCCCUCUGACGUUCCUGCAUCGAGCUCUGACGUUCCCGCUGGAUCUAACGCGCCCACCUACGGCUCUGGUGCUUACGGUUCUGGCACUGGCUCUGAGGGCUCUUCUCCCUCUGUCCCUGUCCAGUCUCCCGCUGCCACCCCUAGCGACAACGCCACAGAUGCUGUUCAAGGCACAACCCCCACUGACGUUCCUGCCUCGUCUCCUUCUGACUCCGCUUCCUCGCCCACCGAAACUGACGUUCCCGCUGGAUCCGACGUUCCUGUCUACGGCGCUGGCUCUUAUGGCUCGACUUCCGGCUCUGAGGGUUCCGACAACCUCACCGAUGCUAUCCAGGGCACUGCUCCCACUGAUGCCCCUUCGCCAUCUGACUCUACUUCUUCGCCCUCUGACGUCCCCGCCUCGCCUUCCAGCGUCCCCACUUACGGCCAGGACUCCGGCUCCAACUCGGUCGCUGAUGCUGCCAAUGGUGUCCCCACCGGCACUGAUUCUUCCCCUGUUGUAACUGGCGCUCCUGGCGCUGGUGCUGGCGCUGAGGGUGGUAUUUUGGGUGGUGCUAGUGGCAGUAUUGAAGGUGGUGCCGGUUUGUCUGCUGGUGCCUCGCCUUCAGGUUCUCUCGCUGCAGGCGCCACAGGUGCUGCUGGCCUUGGUGGCUCGGCCGGCCUUGGUGCUGGAAUCAACGGAUCUGGCUCGGCCGGUCUGGGCGCAGGAAUUGGCAGCUCGGCUGGCCUUGGUGCUGGCGCUACCGGUACUGGCAGUCUUGGUGCUCAAGGAACCGGUUCUGCUGGACUGGGUGCUGGUAUUGGUGGUUCUGCUGGUCUCGGUGCAGGAAUCGGCGGUUCAGGUGCUGCUGGUCUCAACGCAGGAAUCAACGGCUCAGACUCGGGCUCAGCUGGCCUCAACGCAGGAAUUGGCGGCUCGGCUGGCCUUGGUGCUGGCGCUACCGGUACUGGCAGUCUUGGUGCUCAAGGAACCGGUUCUGCUGGACUGGGUGCAGGCAUCGGUGGUUCUGCUGGACUGGGUGCUGGUAUUGGUGGUUCUUCUGGUCUGGGUGCUGGUGCUACUGGCACUGGUGGCCUUGGUGCUGCCGCUUCAGGCUCUGCCGGUCUGGGUGGUUCUGCUGGACUUGAUGCUUCAGGCUCGCUUUCCGGUGCUGCUGGUGGCUCUCUCGACGUCCACCUUGGUCUCAACGCUACUGUCAAUGUCUGGGGCACUUUCGAGAUCCUCGCCGACCACAUCCACUCCUACACCGCCGAGAUCAACGGCACUCUCAACGCAAUCGGCUCGGCCAAGGCUUCCGCUGCUCAAAUCGCUGAGGUCAAGGAGAACAUCCAAGUUCUUAUCAGCCUCAUCGGCGAGGCCAAGGCUCACCUCAGUACUGUCGGCGGUAUCUCUGGUCACAGCAACGCUGAGCUCGCCAGCUUGAUCGCUGAGCUCCUCCUCGAGGUCGAGUUCACCGUCAAGUUCGCUGUCAAGGUCUGCGGCUUUGCCGUUCUCAAGGGUGUCGUCUUCUCCCUCGCCGCUGCCUGCCACGGUCUCAUCACCAUUGCUUGCUCCGUCGUCGUUGGUCUCAAGGGCGAACUCGCCGCUCACCUCAGAGGUGUUGUCGGUCUAGGAGCUUACAUCCUUGGCAGCAUCGUCUCUUUCAUCCUCUAG
Messenger RNA from Aureobasidium vineae, 3291 nucleotides. Lineage: Eukaryota; Fungi; Ascomycota; Dothideomycetes; Dothideales; Saccotheciaceae. The record is from the annotation of a GenBank genome assembly.